AUGAUCUCUGAAGGUGAUUGGAAUUAUGACGAAACUGUUGUGAAAAACCUGGGACAAAAGUAUCUGAAGAGUUAUGCAGAGUUUAUUGAAGCUUUUGAUGCCAAACUUGGAAAGAAGAUUCCCAAUGAUCUUAAUUAUUUAUGGGAUUUUACCCUUAAGCCACUUUAUUUGCAAGUGGCACCUUAUGAGAGUAUAGACCUCAUGGACCUUGUGAAAACAGACAACAAAAGCCUAAACAAAGUUAUCCUGGUGUUAUCAUCACUUUGCCUUGAGGUAUCACAUCUCAAACAGCAACUUUUUGAGAACUUUAUACCUUCGUUGCUUAUGUAUGGUGAAAGGACUGAUUGUGAUUCUCUUGCAAAGGGAGAAGCUCAGCUUAUGAUAGGUCGGAUACUACCAUUGUUACAAGAAAUUCGAUGUUUCAUUUCCAGAUCAAAGGAAGUUGCCAAAAACAUUGUGUGCCAGCUUGAUAUCCUGUAUGGUCAAGAGAAGGUUGCCCAAUCUAUAGUCACCAAGGAUGUUCAUUUUCUGACUGUAUUUGAAUCACUGGGAACACUCUUUACCCUUCAGGUUGUCUUAGAUGAAAUCAUUGAAAAUAGCCACUUAUUAAAUGAACAUUGGACACUUUAUAGGUCGAUCCUACGGUCUGUGCAUAAGUCUGAGCAAUUUAACUUUGAAGAAAAGAAGUUAAGGACUUUUGAGAGGUUACUUUCAGCAUUAGAGAUAGAAUUGUUUGAUGGCCACAUAUUCCAGAAUUGUAUGAAGCAGAAGCUGCCCCAGUUGUCCAAUGGGUUUCAAACUGAGCUGUCAUAUGCAACAGCAAACCUCCUGUCAACUUAUGAUGCUGCAACGGCUUCUUCAAAAGAUGAAGAGAUACAGUUGGCUUUAUUAUCUCCAGUGACUCUUUUUAUUUUUCAUAGCUCUAUUUUCCAUGUUCAAGACAGAAAAACUUUCCGGCAAAUAUGGGAUUUGCACAAAAGAAUACCAUUCAUUCAAGUAGCUGGGCCAGUUAUGCUUCCUCUUACCAGUUUUUUGAAGAGAAGUCUACCAUUUUCAGGUAAAUUUGUCGACAAGAAGAUGGAUGCCGCUGUUGUAACAUCUCGUCAGGGAUUCCUACAAAACACGACACAAAAUCUUUUAAAAGAUGUUGAAACUUAUAAAAGUCAGGUUUCUGCCUGGUGCUCUGAGGUUGUCGACAGCUCUGUGAGCAGUGGCAGUGGAACUGUUCAGGCUGGCCUAGAAAAAGUGUGUGGCUUGAUAAUAAAUGGUUUGGUCAUUGCAAAAAAUGUUUCCUCUCUUGUAACAAUGAUAAUGAACAUGCACUACACCUUAUCAAAGCCGAUAACAAAGAAUUCUGUCCUCUGCUGUAUUGAGUUGAUCCAGCUCCUCAAGACUAUUGAAUGUAUGUUCCACGAAAAAGAGGAAGUUUUUGCCAUGACCUCUUCACAUUUGAUACAGCAGUUUUCCUUAAAAAUUCUCAAUUGCAUUGACACUUUGAAGAAGAAGCUCACACAAGAUAAGCGAUAUUCUGACUCAAGCCUUGAUAUAAUUGCUUCAUUCAAUCUGAUUGCACACUGUAUGAAUGGUUGUUGCAAUGGUCCUCGAAAAACCAUUUGCAAACUUGCUAUAGAGGUGGCAAGGCAAGGCAAAGCAUUGAACUCUGAUGAUAACAUGAUGUUCGUGAAUAUAUUCAGGAGGAUUGAAGUUGUAACAGAGUAUCAGUCCAAAGUUAGAGCAGCCUGUGACACCUCUUUUGUGUACUGGCAUAGAUCCAUUGCACCAGUGUACUUUUCCCAUGUGUUCAACAAUCCAACCCUUGCACCCAAUUUGCAGUACUUUUUUGCAGGACUGGCAGAUUGUCAUCACCAAAUAUCUCUAAUGAAACAUCUUAGUGCUGAAACUGAUAAUCUUGCAUUGUUGGAAAAAGAUAUAAAAGACCACUUUGAACAAGAAAUUCUGUUGCCACUCUGCACCGAAAUCGAGACAGAUCUCAGACUAUCUACUCACUCUCAUUUGCAAUUAGAUGACAGAAACCCUCUGAAGUAUGGCAAAAAGAACAUUUCAUCAUUAUUGGCUACUCCACCUAUAAGGUUUUUUGAUUCUUACAUGGACAUAAAGAAGCACGUCACUCAUUAUUUGGACUCAACAUUUUACAACUUGACUACUGUAGCACUGCAUGACUGGCGAUCUUAUGCUGUGAUGAGAAACCUUGCUCAUCAGAAAUAUGGAUUACAAAUGAUUGAAGCUCACCUUCCAAGCCAAACUAUAGAACAAGGUAUUGAUGUUCUAGAGAUAAUGAGAAACAUCCACGUGUUUGUCUCUCGCUAUUCGUACAACUUAAACAACCAACUAUUUGUAGAGCAGUCCAGUAACAACAAGCACCUCAACACCAUUAACAUCAGACACAUUGCCAACUCUAUUCGUACUCACGGAACAGGUAUCAUGAACACCACGAUCAAUUUCACUUUUCAGUAUUUGAGGAAAAAGUUCUUCGUGUUCUCUCAGUUUCUGUACGAUGACCACAUCUAUUCGAGACUUGUUAAAGAUGCUCGUUUCUUUAAAGAACAGAAAGAGGACCUUGACCAGUGUUAUCCAUACGAAAGAGCUGAUAAGUUUAACAGAGGAAUCAGAAAGUUAGGACUAACUCCUGAAGGACUUUCAUUCCUGGAUCAGUUCAGAAUUCUAAUUACACACAUUGGAAAUGCAAUGGGUUACAUCAGAAUGAUAAGAUCGGGUGGAAUUCAUUCGUGUGCCAGUGCUAUCAGGUACGUUCCUGAUCUUGAUGACAUUGUCAAUCUUGAAGAGCUGACCAAAGAGGAAGAGCUGCCAUCAGAUACAGUUCAAGCUGCUGCAAUAUUAGACAGUGUCCUUGAAAAUCUUACAAAAAACUUUGCGGAGGGGACAGCAUAUUUCAAGAUGCUUGUAGAUGUCUUUACAAAGUCGAUGAGGGAUUCAAAGAACCAACAUCUUAAGAAUUUCUACAUGAUCAUCCCGCCUCUAACUCUCAACUUUGUGGAGCAAAUGAUGAAUGGCAAGGAAAAGAUAAAUAAGAAAAAUAAGGUUGGGGCCACUUUCACCGAUGACGGUUUCAGUAUGGGCAUUGCUUAUAUUCUGAAACUCUUGGAUCAGUACUCAGCAUUCGAUUCCCUACACUGGUUUCAAAGUGUCAAUGCUAAAUUCAGCAGCGAGGAAAAGGCUGUAAAAGAUAGUAGACGGAAAGAAACCGACAUUAAACUUGAUCAAACUAAUACUUUAACCAUGAAACGUCUUGACCAGUAUCGGCAAGAGUUUGAACUUUUGUACUACUCCCUCAGCAGUGCACGGAUUUUCUUCCGAACAGACCUUGAAGAUUUGCCAAUAGAAGUGACUAAAACUCCUGUUGAAGCGACUGUAUCUCCAGACACAUGA
This is a messenger RNA of Bolinopsis microptera, 3408 nucleotides long. RefSeq names its product WASH complex subunit 4-like. The coding region runs from base 1 to 3408 and encodes 1135 amino acids. Gene Ontology annotation, cellular component: endosome; WASH complex. The transcript has a single exon. The record is from RefSeq and is a predicted model, not a curated record. Lineage: Eukaryota; Metazoa; Ctenophora; Tentaculata; Lobata; Bolinopsidae. Gene Ontology annotation, biological process: endosomal transport; endosome organization.